UUUUAUUUGAAAUAAAACCAAGAACAUCAUUAUUAAAAUGUCAUCGUGUUCGUCGUUGUCAUCUCUUCAAAAGUCUUUAUUAUUAGUUUUCUUUGUUCUAGUUGCCUUAACGCUGAACAUAUCAGAUGCAUUACUUUGUUAUACCUGCAGCUAUACAUCCAAUAGUGGAGCUAAUGACUCUUGUAUAUAUGAGCCCAAGAACAGCAUAAGUUGUACUAAGAAAUAUUGUACAAUAAUACGUCAAGAUUUAGUGCAUCCAGCUGGAACUGUAGUUUCUUUUUCUAGAGGUUGCGAGGAUAAACCAUUGUACCUGAAUGCGGUUAAAACGGAUACAACAUACAAAGUAUACUUUCGUUCAUGCACUUCAGAUCUUUGCAACGAUUCGGAUGGCAAACGUUCAGCUACAAAUUCUAAUCCUAAUAUUGGAGCAUCGGAAAAUAUGAUUAUAAAGGGAAGAGAAAAAUAAAUUAUUAUCUUUAA
Molecule: messenger RNA, 480 nt
Organism: Calliphora vicina (urban bluebottle blowfly)
Lineage: Eukaryota; Metazoa; Arthropoda; Insecta; Diptera; Calliphoridae
Exons: 4
Coding region: 38-466 (142 amino acids)
Source: RefSeq, a predicted model, not a curated record